This is a messenger RNA of Erinaceus europaeus (western European hedgehog), 1088 nucleotides long. Its product is annotated as tryptase gamma. The record is from RefSeq and is a predicted model, not a curated record. The coding region runs from base 29 to 973 and encodes 314 amino acids. Gene Ontology annotation, biological process: proteolysis. Gene Ontology annotation, molecular function: serine-type endopeptidase activity. NCBI's taxonomy places the organism in Eukaryota, Metazoa, Chordata, Mammalia, Eulipotyphla, Erinaceidae. The transcript is spliced from 6 exons.
GCUCCCAGGACAAGUGGAGACAUAGACCAUGGCCUCGGUGUGCUGUGGUCUCCUGCUGCUGCUGGCUCUGCCCGGUGUCUCCUGCUGGGUCCAACAGCCUGGCUGUGGUCGGCCCCUGGCCCCAGGAGUGGGAGGCCGCAUUGUAGGGGGUCAGCCUGCAGUGGCGGGCGCAUGGCCCUGGCAGGCCAGCCUGCGGCUUCGGCGUGUGCAUGUGUGUGGGGGCUCCCUUCUCAGCCCCCAGUGGAUACUCACUGCUGCCCACUGCUUCUCAGGUUCCCUGAAUGCCUCUGACUACCAGGUCCACCUGGGCCAGCUGACCAUCAGCCUGUCCCCCCACUUCUCCUCCGUGAGCCGCAUUGUGCUCUAUGGCGGCCAGGUGUGGGGCCCGGGCCGCAGCAGCGACAUUGCCCUGGUGCAGCUUGCAGCCCCCGUGACCCUGACCAGCCUGGUGCAGCCCAUCUGCCUCCCAGAGGCCUCAGACGACUUCCCCCCCAAGACAGCAUGCUGGGUGACUGGCUGGGGCCACACCCAGGAGGGAGAGCCCCUGCGGCCCCCGUACCAGCUGCAGGAGGCGCGGGUCUCCCUGGUGGACAUGGAGAGUUGUCUGAGGGAUUACCCAGGCCCGGGAGGAGGCCCCCUGCGGCCUGAUAUGCUGUGUGCCCAGGGUCCUGGGGACGCCUGCCAGGAUGACUCCGGGGGCCCCCUGGUCUGCAAGGCACCUGGGUCCUGGCUGCAGGUGGGCAUAGUGAGCUGGGGUGAGGGCUGUGGCCGCCCCGAGAAGCCCGGGGUUUACACCCGCGUGGCCAGCUACGUGAGCUGGAUCCACCUGCACAUCCAGGCCCAGGGGCCCACACCGUUCAUGCUGCCCCUGCUGGCUGCAUUCUUCCUGCCCGGACUCCUGCUCCUGCUGCUGGCCUGCAUCCUGGGGGCCAAGUACUCCCUGCAGUGCCCCCGCCCGGCUCCAGGCCCCUGAAGCCUCUGCAGUCUGCAGGGUAGAUACCCGCCCCAGCAAUGCCAGUCAUCCCCUCUCCACACUGGGGCCACAGCCCCUCCACCCCAAAGCCUCCAAAAUAAAACCUGUUUCUCAA